This is a messenger RNA of Zootoca vivipara (common lizard), 642 nucleotides long. RefSeq names its product taste receptor type 2 member 2-like. Gene Ontology annotation, molecular function: G protein-coupled receptor activity; bitter taste receptor activity. The record is from RefSeq and is a predicted model, not a curated record. Gene Ontology annotation, cellular component: membrane. Lineage: Eukaryota; Metazoa; Chordata; Lepidosauria; Squamata; Lacertidae. Gene Ontology annotation, biological process: G protein-coupled receptor signaling pathway; sensory perception of taste; detection of chemical stimulus involved in sensory perception of bitter taste.
AUGAGCAUAACUACUCCAUUUGCUAUCUAUUUUCAGAUCGUUUUAACAAUUGAGUCCUCCGUUGCCUUGGUAGGAAAUGGAUUUAUCAUAGUUGUGAAUGGCCACCGAUGGCUCCAAAACAGGAAGGUGGCCCCUUGCGACUGGCUCUUGACCAGUUUGAGCACCUCCAGAAUUAUGCUGCAGCUGACCAUCAUGAUACAUAAUAUUCUGUACUACAGCCUUCCAGAGAAAUAUACACGUACUUAUACAGGGGGUAUUUCCUCAUUGUUCUGGAUGUUAUUCAGCAAUGUUAGCCUCUGGUGUGCCACAUGGCUCAAUAUUUUCUACUGUAUGAAGGUCACCGACUUCCCCCACCACCUGUUCCUCUGGCUGAAACUAAGGAUCAAUGUACUUGCACUCAGACUGCUCGGAAUGGUGAUAAUAGCUCUUACGCUCUUCUCUGUUCAUCCAACCAUUCUUUACUUUGAAAACCAGAAGUUCUGCAAUCUCUCGGGAACUCUGGCACGGAAUGCCAGUUUCAGCAAGCCUUUUGAACUGAUGAAGCUUGUGGCGAAACCUGUUGCAUAUCCGGAGGACAGGUCUUCCUUCAUUUGCCCACCUGCGUUUACCUCAUCAUGGUGGCGGCUAUAUAAGACCUACUGA